CGUGGCGCCGGCGGCUCGGGUUGUGCGCAGACCCAGGAGCGCUGCGAUACUGAUGGCGGAGGUGGACCUGGUCGCCGAGUUCCCACGGCCUGCGGGUGUUACGCGCUGGGCCGAGGUUAUGGCUCGCUUUGCCGCCAGACUGGGCGAGCAGGGACGGAGGGUGGUGUUGAUCACUUCAGGUGGCACCAAGGUUCCUCUGGAGGCGCGGCCCGUGCGCUUUCUGGACAACUUCAGCAGUGGGAGGCGUGGUGCAACCUCGGCGGAGGCCUUUCUGGCUGCGGGUUAUGGUGUCCUGUUCUUGUACCGUGCUCGCUCGUCCUUUCCCUAUGCCCAUCGCUUCCCACCUCAGACCUGGCUGUCUGCCCUGCGACCUUCUGGCCCAGCCCAGUCUGGCAUGCUGAGCCUAGAGGCCGAGGAGAAUGCACUCCCCGGCUUUGCUGAGGCUUUGCGGAGCUAUCAGGAGGCAGAGGCUGCCGGCACCUUCUUGUCCGUAGAGUUCACCACUUUGGCGGACUAUUUGCAUCUGCUUCAGGCUGCGGCUCAAGCACUCAACCCUCUAGGCUCUUCUGCGAUGUUUUACCUGGCUGCAGCCGUGUCAGAUUUCUAUGUUCCUGUUUCUGAAAUGCCUGAGCACAAGAUCCAGUCAUCUGGGGGCCCACUGCAGAUAACUAUGAAGAUGGUGCCGAAAAUGCUUUCUCCUUUAGUUAAAGAUUGGGCUCCCAAAGCAUUUAUAAUUUCCUUUAAGUUGGAGACUGACCCCUCCAUUGUAAUUAGUCGUGCCCGGAAUGCUUUGGAAAUUUAUCAGCAUCAAGUGGUAGUGGCUAAUAUCCUUGAGUCACUACAGUUUUUUGUAGUUAUUGUAACCAAAGACUCAGAAACCAAGCUAAUGCUAUCAGAGGAAGAAGUAGAAAAAGGCAUGGUGAUAGAAGAGAAGAUAGUAGAUAAUCUUCAGUCUCGACACACAGCUUUUAUAUGUGACAAAAACUGAACUAAAAAGAUUAAAAAUUGUUCCGUGGUCCAGGGCUUGUACAGAUGGCAAAGACUAAAAUUCUUUGCUUUCAUAAGGAACAAAGAGAAGGGUAAAUUCAGGUGCAGGCAAAUACGGGUUGGUAUUUGUUUUUUAAUAACUGAACCACCCAAUAAGAUCACCUGAAUAUUAAUCUGGAUUUGGAAAUUAAACACCAUAACUAUAUCUCAUCUUUAAAAGAAGUCUGUUGGGAAUUAUAUAUUCCACAAAACAUAACAGGGAGACUUAUUGCUGAAUAUUAGCCUACUUUAUACAAUGGAAAGGAUUAUGGAUACAUGCAUGGUCAUGUGGUCAGGCUUUGAAGGUGAAGUAUUUGGUGAGGGCCUACUAUGUUUCAGGCCCAGAGCUAAGUGAUGAGGAUUAAAAAGACGGAAUAAAUAUGAUUUGUUUGGAAAAUGGAUGUGUAAAAGUUUAAGUGUAAUAAAGUGUGCCCACAAACUGA
Molecule: messenger RNA, 1469 nt
Organism: Fukomys damarensis (Damara mole-rat)
Lineage: Eukaryota; Metazoa; Chordata; Mammalia; Rodentia; Bathyergidae
Gene: Ppcs
Product: phosphopantothenoylcysteine synthetase
Exons: 3
Coding region: 53-988 (311 amino acids)
Biological process (GO): coenzyme A biosynthetic process
Cellular component (GO): cytoplasm; nucleus
Molecular function (GO): phosphopantothenate--cysteine ligase activity
Source: RefSeq, a predicted model, not a curated record